Molecule: messenger RNA, 1829 nt
Organism: Glycine soja
Lineage: Eukaryota; Viridiplantae; Streptophyta; Magnoliopsida; Fabales; Fabaceae
Product: aspartyl protease family protein At5g10770-like
Exons: 3
Coding region: 108-1556 (482 amino acids)
Biological process (GO): proteolysis
Molecular function (GO): aspartic-type endopeptidase activity
Source: RefSeq, a predicted model, not a curated record
CAUCUAUAUACUUGUACCAGAUCAAUGAAUUAGCCUAUAAAGACCAAGUAUUCCUUGGAGUUGUUGUAUAACCAGGCUUAUAUAUUAGCUAUUAAUCUUCAGUUGACAUGCACAUCCAAAUGUCUUCUUUCCUCUUAGCUUCGCUUGCACUUUUGUUUUGCAUCUCCUCCUUGGAGAAGAGCUUUGCCUUUCAAGCAACAAAGGAAAGCAACAAUCUUCGUCAACAUCAUUUUGUUCACCUCAACUCUCUAUUUCCAUCAUCUUCUUGCAGCUCUUCUGCCAAAGGUCCUAAAAGGAAAGCAUCAUUAGAAGUGGUGCACAAACAUGGCCCAUGCUCCCAACUAAAUCAUAGUGGCAAAGCAGAGGCUACAAUAUCACACAAUGAUAUUAUGAACCUAGACAAUGAAAGGGUAAAGUAUAUUCAGUCCAGGCUCUCUAAGAAUUUGGGUGGAGAAAAUAGAGUGAAGGAAUUGGAUUCAACUACCCUACCCGCCAAGUCUGGUAGACUUAUUGGGUCUGGAAACUAUUAUGUUGUUGUUGGUCUUGGUACACCCAAGAGGGACUUGUCACUCACUUUUGACACAGGUAGUUAUCUUACAUGGACUCAGUGUGAACCCUGUGCUGGUUCUUGCUACAAGCAGCAAGAUCCAAUCUUUGAUCCAUCAAAGUCUUCAUCGUAUACCAAUAUCAAAUGCACAUCUUCGCUCUGCACUCAAUUCCGUUCUGCGGGAUGCUCCUCAUCCACAGAUGCAUCAUGCAUAUAUGACGUCAAAUACGGUGACAAUUCCAUCUCCCGCGGCUUCUUGAGUCAGGAGCGCCUUACCAUCACCGCCACCGACAUCGUCCACGACUUCCUCUUUGGCUGUGGCCAAGACAACGAGGGCCUCUUCAGGGGCACCGCCGGCCUCAUGGGCCUCAGCCGCCACCCCAUUUCCUUUGUCCAACAAACCUCCUCAAUUUACAACAAAAUUUUCUCCUACUGUCUCCCCUCCACCCCCAGCUCCCUUGGCCACCUCACCUUCGGCGCUUCCGCCGCCACCAAUGCUAACCUCAAAUACACUCCCUUUUCCACAAUCUCCGGCGAAAACUCCUUCUACGGUCUCGACAUCGUCGGCAUCUCCGUUGGCGGCACCAAACUCCCUGCUGUCUCCUCCUCCACCUUCUCCGCCGGUGGCUCCAUCAUCGACUCCGGCACCGUGAUCACGCGGUUGCCUCCGACCGCGUACGCCGCGCUCCGGUCGGCAUUUCGGCAGUUUAUGAUGAAGUACCCCGUUGCCUAUGGGACCCGCCUAUUUGACACGUGUUAUGAUUUCAGUGGGUAUAAGGAGAUUUCAGUUCCGAGGAUAGAUUUUGAAUUUGCCGGUGGCGUCACGGUGGAGUUGCCACCGGUGGGGAUACUCUAUGUGGAAAGUGCGCAACAAGUGUGUUUGGCUUUUGCUGCAAAUGGGAAUGGCAAUGAUAUUACGAUAUUUGGGAAUGUGCAACAAAAGACACUAGAGGUCGUGUAUGAUGUUGAGGGUGGGAGGAUAGGGUUUGGUGCUGCUGGGUGCAACUGAAGUUAGUUUGAUUAAUAGUGGUGUUAAUUAAACAUGCUUUGGGCUUGUUAGGGAGGAAGAAAUCUUAAUUGGCUCUGGCAUUUUUAAUUACUAUUGUUGUUGUUACUGGAAAGUACUCUAAAACAUAUGAAAAAAUAAAUAAAGGAAAUGAUGUGGGAAAUAUGGUGUAACAUGUAGAAUGGAGGGGGUGUUAUAUUAUACAUAUGACUCCCAACCAUUGGGGUUGCUUGCAAUUGCACAUACAUGGCUAAUACUACCUAUGGUUUUAUAAUA